This is a messenger RNA of Pistacia vera, 1392 nucleotides long. RefSeq lists its product as uncharacterized. NCBI's taxonomy places the organism in Eukaryota, Viridiplantae, Streptophyta, Magnoliopsida, Sapindales, Anacardiaceae. The transcript has 3 exons. The coding region runs from base 1 to 1392 and encodes 463 amino acids. The record is from RefSeq and is a predicted model, not a curated record.
AUGGAGGAGCCGAAGGGUCGACCAGUGGGUGGCACUGAGUACAGCUGGUGCCGUGCCGUGCCCGGCGGCACCGGCAUUGCUGUCCUGGCAAUCCUCACCUCAAAAACCCUAGAAGCCUUAAAACUUCAAAACGCCAUAAAUAAACUACAAAAAUUACACCCAGUACUAAGGUCAAAACUCCACAGAAACCCUAGCAAAAACAGCUUCUCCUUCAUCACAUCUACGACUCCUUACGUUCAAAUCAAGUCGUUUAACCUCUCAUCAACCUGUAAAAUACUUGAAAGUCUUAACCCUCCGACGAAAAACUUGCCUAUUUCGCCUUUACAAUCACUUCUUGAACAUGAACUUAACCAAAAUGUUUGGUGGUGUAGUAAUGAUAAUAACGAAAAUGAUAUGUUCUUGGCGAGCAUGUACUCACUGCCUAAUGAAAAGUGGGUGGUGGUGCUCCGGCUUCAUGUUUCGGCGUGCGACCGGACGACCGCGGUGUCUUUGCUGAGAGAGCUGCAAGAGCUGGUGGGUGAAGCAGAAGAAGAAAAAGAAGAGAGGGGAGGGAAGGUGGUGAAUGAGAUUAAUUUGGGAAUUGAGGAUCUUAUUCCAAGUGGGAAAGUUAAGAAAAGCUUAUGGACAAGAGGGAUUGACAUGCUUAGUUACUCGAUGAAUUCAUUCAGAUCAACGAAUCUGAAAUUCAUUGAUGUGAACUCGCCAAGAUGUUCUCAGGUGGUGAGAAUCCAGAUGAACAAAGAUGAAACUGAGAGGAUCAUUUCUGGUUGCAAAUCAAGAGGAAUAAAAUUAUGUGGAGCGCUAGCAGCAGCUGGAUUGAUGGCUGCACAGAGCACAAAACGUUCUGAGUCUGAUCAAAAGUAUGCAGUGGUAACUUUCACUGAUUGCCGUUCCAUUCUUGAGCCACCGCUUUCAGCUCACCAUUUUGGUUUUUAUCACUCAGCAAUCAUGAACACACACAUAAUAAGAGGAGGAGAAAAACUAUGGGAGCUGGCCAAGAAAAUGUACAUGGCAUUUGCAAACUCAAAGAAGAGCAACAGGCAUUUCUCAGACAUGGCGGACCUCAACUUUUUAAUGUGCAAGGCUAUCGAAAACCCCGGCUUGACCUCAUCUUCAUCCCUGAGAACAUCUCUGAUGUCAGUGUUUGAGGACACAGUGGUGGAUGAUUGCAAUGAGAAGCACCAAGAACUUGUCGGGUUGGAGGACUACAUAGGAUGCGCUUCGGUUCACGGACUUGGGCCGUCCAUGGCGUUGUUCGACACCUUGCGCGGCGGAAGAUUGGACUGUGUGUGCGUGUAUCCGUCGCCGUUGCACUCAAGAGAGCAAAUGCAGGGGAUGGUUGAUUGUAUGAAGAGUAUUCUUGUGAAUUCUGUGACUGAAUGUGGAGAGUAA